CCCGUGGAGAGUUUGAAGAGGAGUGCCAGUAGUGACACUAUCAGUGCCAGUAGUGACACUAUCAAUGCCAGUAGUGACACUAUCAGUGCCAAGUAUCCACUGUAGACAUUCAUAUUUCGUUCCAUCGUGUGUUCAUAGCGACCCGUACGAACCUCUUACCAUAUAUAUCUAUUACCGUUAACAGGUGUGCAAAAAAAAAGAAAGAAAAAAAUACACACACACAUAUAUAUAUAUAUACAGUACACAUUCCCAGGAGACUUGUGUUGGUGGGAGUGGUCAUAGUGUCGUAGAUAAUGUGGACUGGUGCCGCGAAUUAUAUCCCAUCCUGUCGACCAAUUACAGUGCCAGAGAUUGCGUAAUGGUGGUGAAAGUAACGGAAUUAACGACUCUUGAUGUUAAUACAUUCUGACCUCCCCGGUUUCCCCUAAUGACCUGACCUUUCCCAGGGAGAGACUCUCAGGUCAGGCCCAUCGCAUCCCUGCUCAAAGUGUGUGUGUUGUCCUCUUUGAAACUGACUCGAGGCUUCGUGUGUGUGAGUGUGGCUCUCAGGCUUAGUGUGGAGUACUUCGUGUGAGAGUUUCGCUCUUCAUGUGAGUGAUUUGGAGUGCUUCGUUCAAGUGCUUCGCGUGAGUGUGUCGAGCCUCUCAAGUAAGUGGAGCUAGAGAAGGGGUAAGGUUUGGUGCUACUCAGUUAUCGAUUUGCUCAAUAAAGGCGUCCCAUCGACGGAAAUCAAAAUACUGCAUUGCUAGUGUGUGCGUGCGUGGGUGUGUGUGUGUGUGCACGCGCGUGAAUACCUGUCUGAAAAUCCAGUUAUUGGGCCCAGAACCAACCUACCUUCGCUGGGUCUAGAACCGUGAGUGCACCAGGCACCAGGAGAACCAAGAGUGCACCAGGAGAACCAAGAGUGCACCAGGAGAACCAAGAGUGCACCAGGAGAACCAAGAGUGCACCAGGAGAACCAAGAGUGCACCAGCCAACAGAGACAACCGAAGGUGCACCAAGAGGCUACGAGAAGCCAGAGUGGUGCCCUAGACGACAGGUUAGAGUCCAUUACAUAAAGCUGUUGAUGUACUACAAAAAGCCGGGGGUGCACCAGGAGAACCUUGAGUGCAAUGAGUGCACCAACAGAUACAUGAGUGCAGCAGGAAAGCAGUGAGUGCACUAAGAGAGUCGUGAGUGCACCAAGAGAGUCGUGAGUGCACCAAGAGAGUCGUGAGUGCACUAAGAGAGUCGUGAGUGCACCAAGAGAGUCGUGAGUUCACCAAGAGAGUCGUGAGUACACCAAGAGAGUCGUGAGUGCACCAAGAGAGUCGUGAGUGCACCAAGAGAGUCGUGAGUGCACCAAGAGAGUCGUGAGUGCACCAAGAAAGUCGUGAGAGCACCAGGAGAGUGGAGAGUGCAUCAGGAGAGUCGUGAACGCACAGAGUUGUGAGUGCACCAAGAGUUGUGAGUGCACAAAGUCGCGAGUGCACCAAGAGUUGUGAGUGCACAGAGUCGUGAAUGCACCAAGAGUUGUGAGUGCACCAAGAGUUGUGAGUGCACCAAGAGUUGUGAGUGCACCAAGAGUUGUGAGUGCACAAAGAGUCGUGAGUGCACCAGAAGUGUCGUGAGUGCACCAAGAGUUGUGAGUGCACAAAGAGUUGUGAGUGCACAAAGAGUCGUGAGUGCACCAAGAGUUGUGAGUGCACAAAGAGUUGUGAGUGCACAAAGAGUCGUGAGUGCACCAAGAGUUGUGAGUGCACAGAGUCGUGAGUGCACCAGAAGUGUCGUGAGUGCACCAAGAGUCGUGAGUGCACAAAGAGUCGUGAGUGCACUAAGAGUUGUGAGUGCACAAAGAGUUGUGAGUGCACAAAGAGUCGUGAGUGCACAAAGAGUAGUCAGUGCACCAAGAGUUGUGAGUGCACAAAGAGUCGUGAGUACACAAAGAGUCGUGAGUGCACAAAGAGUCGUGAGUACACAAAGAGUCGUGAGUGCACAAAGAGUCGUGAGUGCACCAAGAGUCGUGAGUGCACCAAGAGUCGUGAGUGCACCAAGAGUCGUGAGUGCACCAAGAGUCGUGAGUGCACAAAGAGUCGUGAGUGCACCAAGAGUUGUGAGUGUACAAAGUCGUGAGUGCACCAGAAGUGUCGUGAGUGCACAAAGAGUCGUGAGUGCACCAAGAGUUGUGAGUGCACAAAGAGUCGUGAGUGCACAAAGAAUCGUGAAUGAACCAAGAGUCGUGAGUGCACAAAGAGUCGUGAGUGCACCAGAAGCGUCGUGAGUACACAAAGAAUCGUGAGUGCACCAAGAGUCGUGAGUGCACAAAGAGUCGUGAGUGCACCAAGAGUUGUGAGUGUACAAAGUCGUGAGUGCACCAGGAGAGUCGUGAGUGCACCAGUAGAGCAGCGACGUCAACUAGAAGCUUGAGCAGCAGUUAGUGCACGGCGCACUAGCUCACCAGGCGGCAGACAGCGGUGCACCGUGCACCAUAGUAAACGUGAAUGAACAAAGCAGCUCGGGAAACUGGCAAUGCAUCAAGCAGCAAGACAUCGCGCGGCAGUGCACCAGGCAGCAGGGCGCCCGUGAGUGCACCAGGCGGCAGUGCACAUAGCAGCAGUUCACCAAGCAGCAGCAAGGGUUGCCACGAGUGCAAGAAGCACCAGUGCUCCAAGCACCAGUGCACCAAGCACCAGUGCACCAAGCAUCAAUGCGCCAAACAGCAGUGCACCAGGCAACAAUGCACUAGACAGCAGUGCACGAGGGAGCAGUGCACCAGGAAGCAGUGCACCCGGCAACAGUGCACAAGACAACAGUGCACCAGUCAACAGGGGCAGCCGUGAGUGCGCUAGGCAGAGGGGGAGGAGGGGGGGACGAUGUGAGUGAAUCAAGAAUCAGGGAAAAGUUAUAGAGUGCACAGGUAGCAGGGAAAGCCGAGAGUGCACCAAGCAACAGGGAACUACAAGUGCAGGAACUAAGAGUGGUGGUCAUUUGUGUAUCGGGAGGAGCAGUCAGUGCACCAUCCAGCAGGCCGCGAGUUCACCAGGAAGGGUAACGGUGCGACUGACAACAGUGCACUAUCCAACAGAGGACGCGUGAGUGCACUAGCCAUCAGGAAAGCCGUGAGUGCACCAAGCAACGGGGGAACCGUGAGUGCACGAGGCAGGACGGGUGUGAUCACGGCUCCACUAUGCAGUGUGGGCGGCGGUGAAAAAGUGGCCCUGCCAUGGCCACAGUGGCCGUGGGCUGAGGUGGCCCGGGGGCGCCAUGGAUGCCGGCCCCUGGCAAGGAUUCAGAAACGCCAUUCUGCGACUGUGGACGCGGCGCGACGCCACCAGGGAUGACGCCAAGGAAGGCCAUUCCUCCGCAUCAAGGGAGACUAUGACGGCGGGAGGCGAGACGGCGCCCGUGGCCACCGUGUCACAUUCCGUGGCUACCGUGUCGCAAUCCGUGGCCACCGUGUCGCAAUCCAGCCUGCCGCCCCUGCCCGUGCCCGCCCCGCCAGUCAGGACGCCGACCCUCCGUCUGCGACCCCCGGGGGAGGCGGCGCCACUGGAGGAAGUGGAAGAAAAUGGCGGCGAACAGGAUGCGGAAGCCAGCGUGUGCAAGGCCCAGGAACAACUGGAUACUUUGAUACGUAACCGUGGGUACCUCGUCAAGGAUCACAUCCCCAGGAAGGUUCUGGAGGAGCAGGUGAUGGAGAACAUCCGCAGGAGGGAGAGGAUUGCCAGGAUACUGCGUCAUGAGGAAUUACCUCCUGCUGUGGUACCCCUCAGUCCUGGUACCAUCGCCGCCGCUGCCCUCAUCGCUGCAAGGGAGCCGCCGCCCCCGCCUGAUCACCAUCUUCCUCCAGAAAGGUCGGCUGAGAUGAUGAACCUGCUGACUAAGGUG
This is a messenger RNA of Procambarus clarkii (red swamp crayfish), 3867 nucleotides long. Lineage: Eukaryota; Metazoa; Arthropoda; Malacostraca; Decapoda; Cambaridae. The record is from RefSeq and is a predicted model, not a curated record.